UGAACGGAGCCCAGCGCGCAGUCGCUCUGCGCAUAAUUAUACUGGCAUUUACAGAAACUGAGCAGUCGGAAGGAGAGCGAGUAAGCCAAGAGAUUGUGAGUGAGUAAGUGUGUGUGAGAGAGAGGGAGAGAGCGGCUGAGAGAGAGAAGAGACAUAAAGUGCAAGCGAGGGAGUGAGAGAGAGAGAGAAAGGGAGAGGAAGGAAAGGCCAUACAGAUACAACUACAAGAAACAAAAGUGUCUCCAACCGGACUAAACAUCGCCAAAUAACCACGCAGAAUGGCCUCAGAGGAGCUCUACGAGGUAGAGAGAAUCGUGGACAAGCGGAAAAACAAAAAAGGCAAAACCGAGUACCUUGUGCGCUGGAAAGGCUACAACUGCGAGGAUGACACGUGGGAGCCAGAGACUCACCUUGUGAACUGCGUGGAGUACAUCCACGAGUUCAACAGACUGCACAGUGAGCGACAGAAGGACAGCACUCUGCUGCGCUCCACCCGGAGCUCUCCCAACAACAACGCCAGGAAACAGAUCUGCCGCCCCCCCCAGAGCUCACUCGCAAAGACUCCUCCCAAACUGACCAGCAAAGAGCUGGACGCCAAAAACGAACCUCAGCUGCUGCCUAGUCACCAAAAGUACCGGCGCACUACGGCCACUACGCAUUCUGUGACCUCUGGCAGGAGAAGCAUGGACCUGUCCAAAACUGGCAUCAAAAUCUUGGUUCCCAAAAGCCCUAUGAAGAGCAGGACUGAGGCAGAGGAGUUUCCCAGUGAAGGAGCCCACGGCCUAGACCAAACCGAGCAGGAGCAGGACUCCGUUCCCCCGGAAGUGGCCCUGGAGAAGCCGGUGGGCUCUCUUCUUGGGCCGGGGGCCGAGAGGGCUCGAAUGGGGACCAGGCCGCGGAGCCAGACAAUACUGCCUCAAGCUCAGGGGCCAGUGACUGCAACUACUGCCUCGGGACUGACGCUCAAUGGCAAAGGUACCACUACGUUCAUGGAAGCCCUGGCAGCCAACGGUACAACAAGCAUACAGAGCUCAGCCACAGGAGUCACAGCAGGGAAGAGGAGGUUUGAAGACAGGCAGGCUUUCGACAAGAGGCUGCGCUUUAGCGUGAGACAAACUGAAAGUGCCUACCGGUACAGAGACAUUGUUGUCAAGAAGCAAGACGGCUUCACUCACAUAUUACUCUCCACAAAGUCUUCAGAAAACAACUCCUUAAAUCCAGAUGUAAUGAAGGAGCUCCAGAGUGCACUCACUACAGCAGCCGCAGAUGAUAGUAAAUUAGUUCUGCUGAGUGCUGUGGGAAGCGUUUUUUGUUUUGGCCUUGAUUUUAUUUAUUUUAUACGACGACUGACUGAUGACAGGAAGAGAGAAAGCACUAAAAUGGCAGAGACUAUCAGGGCCUUUGUGAACACUUUCAUCCAGUUUAAGAAACCCAUCAUAGUGGCUGUGAAUGGUCCUGCUGUUGGCUUGGGGGCAUCUAUCCUCCCUCUGUGUGAUGUGAUCUGGGCCAAUGAAAAGGCUUGGUUCCAGACACCUUACACUACGUUUGGACAGACUCCAGAUGCAUGCUCAUCUCUCACAUUUCCCAGAAUAAUGGGAGUGGCUUCUGCCAACGAGAUGCUCUUCAGCGGAAGGAAGCUGACCGCGCAGGAGGCGUGUGCCAAGGGUCUGGUCUCACAAGUGUUCUGGCCAGGAACGUUCACUCAGGAGGUGAUGGUGCGCAUUAGGGAGCUAGUCUCUUGUAAUUCAGUUGUCCUCCGGGAAUCCAAAGCCCUGGUGCGGAACGCCACAAAGGCAGCCUUGGAGCAGGCUAACGACAAAGAGUGUGAGGUCUUAAAGAGGGUCUGGGGCUCACCGCAGGGUAUGGACUCCAUUCUUAAAUACCUGCAGAAGAAGAUUGAUGAGUUCUAAACCUCAGAACCACUCCCACACCGGGGACUGUUGUACGCAUUGCAGAUGUUCAGAACUGGGGGCAAAAUUGAUUAGCAGUGCAAGCUGAAAAAGUGCUCAUCUGUAGGUUUGGCAAGCUUGGGAGCCGAGAAUAACGGACUGAAGUGAACGCCGUCCAGCGCCUCAGUCUAAUGUGCAUGGACCUUCUGAGCUGGUACUUCUGACCACACUUUUAGAAUUUGGGUGGAAGCAGGAAGCUGUCUUAUUUAUAAGGGUGGAUUAAUGUAUAUUUUUGUAUUAGGAUGAACAAGCCUUAUGAUUAAAUUCACAGGAAAAAGGAAAUUAGAAAACGGGUAACAUUGUGUCCUCUUCUGCAAGGCUCCAAAGGUGAAGAUGUAGUUUGUACGCGCUAAGCGGUGGGCAGAUUCAUUAGAAUGAGAUGCCUCUUAAGUUCAUUGUUUUGCUCCACACAUUUCCAGAGUUCAGCGGUCAACUGGCAUCUGGAAAAGAUUUGUCUUACCAUCUUUUUCACCUGCUUUUGAUUCAUUUGGAAGCCUGAAAUAUUACUUUCCCAGCAUGAAGAAACCACUCACUUUUAAUGAAAUGCCUCUUCUAUUCUGCAGUAUUAGAUAAAUGACAAAAAUAAACAUGUUGUAUCUAAUUUUAGCUUUUAAUGUAGCUUUUUUUUUAUCUGGUUGUAUCUAGUUCAUAGCUUACCAUUGCUGGGCAAGAUGAAUAUACAAAAGAAAGAGAAAAGGAGUUGUUUUCUGUAUUUUUCUUUUCUCAGUAGGUUGAAUAUGUUACACCAAAUAUUUUGUGUUGUGUAAAUGUAUUUUAGUUUUACUUAGAAAUAUUUUAUUUAAUAAGUUAAAGAAGAAACACUCACAUUAUUCAAAUUCCUUCCAAGAAAACUAGAGAAAAAAAAGCUUCCUUAUCUUGAUGCAAUACAUUCUUUGUACUGUUUUUCAUUGUAACACCAAGGGCUAGAAUCUGCGUUGGUAAGGUCCAAAGUAACACCUUUUAUACACUACCCUUAAAGCUGAACCUGCAGUUCGGUGAACUGUAGUGUUGCACUGUUGAUUAUAGUACAAGCUUAUCUGGUCAUGUUAGCAAUACAGUAAUGUAUUUAUAAAGGCAAACUGGGCAGCAGUACUCUUGCUAUCAAGAAGUGAAGUGUUUGAAGUGUUUUGUUGCUAAUUGGGCUACAUUUGUAAUUUGAUUCCAUAAUCAUGAAGUCUUUAGAUUUUAUAUCUUUUUAAGAUUUAAUUUUUGUUGGAAAAAAAUCUGAAAAAAAUCCUUAAAAGCUUGUUGUGUGUAUACGUGCAGUAAAACAAUUGGAAGAUUUUGGCUAAUUUGUUUUGUACAAAAAUCAGAUUUUAAGAAAUACAGAGCAAAAAUCACAGUAAUCCAUACUGUACUUGUGUAUUCCCAUUUCACAAAAGAAUCUGCAAUUCUCAGGGUCAGAAUGGAAAGUCAUUCAUAUUUAAUCGUAAUAAUAUAGAUUUCACAAAAGAAUUUUCAAUUUAUUCACAUGUACAGUGGCUCAUUGUGUAUUUAGGGACAUAAUUUGAAUGUCAACAAGUCGGCCUACAAAUGUAGCUCUCAAGCUUCCAAACUAAUGAACCAACUACACGUUCGAGUUUUACUAUACAAUAAAUAAACAUUAGGUAACAGAUUUCAUUAAUAUCCAAGACAGUUUUGGAUUAUUCUCAAUUUCUCAUGGAAUACUUAUUUAUUGUUAUGGUCAGUAAGUAAAAACCCAUUGUGCCUUUUGAAGCUACUGUAUAUAUAAUUGAAUGCUUUCUCUGCAAAAACAAAGGAGUUUAUAACGAGAUAUUUUUGCUUAUUCUUAGGGCUCUAUGUGAAUUCUUUGGUGAAUAAUACAGGUCUAAUUUUGAAUUUGAUAAAACACAUUAGUUUUGAUCAGUCCCGAGGAGAUUGGAGUGGGAUCUUUGAAGGCAAUGUGAAAAAGAAAGAAGGAAAAAACAGGGAAGACCUUGUGGUAUGAAUUAUCCCAUCAGAGUAAGAACUGUUGCCAAUGGAGAUGAAGAAAAAAUAAAUAAAAAUGGCACUUUGAUCAACUCAGAAAUGAAAUCCAUUCUGCUUGUCUCAUUUACAUUUGUAAAUGAUGGAAAAACCUAUUUACAGUACAAAAAAGCACAAUUUUUAAAUCAAGCUCAAUAUUACCAGAGGAAAGAUCAGCAUUCAGUUCUUCAUGUAAAAUUAAUUAUCUGAAAUUCAAGGUUUAAUUGAAAAUACAGUUUGAAGACUAAUGGCUAGUAAUGCAAAAUACAGAAUUUGAGUCUUAGUCAAACAUAGAAACUAAAAUACUGAAAAAUUAAAACUGGAUAUACCUUAGCUUUCAUUGCAAGGAUUGCAUUUAUUUAUUCAGGGUAUCCAAGUUCAAAGGGGCAACAACUAGUAUCUGGCUGUAGAUAUCAAGUAUACAUAUUAAUUCGGUUGAAAGAAAUGAACCCUUACUUUUAGAAGAGUAUGUCUGGACAAUUCCAGUAUUAUUAUUAUUUUUUUUUAAUCUAGGUAGUGACUUCACAUAAGAUUUUUUUAAAUAAAUUGGAAACGGUUUCUGUCUCUCCUGCAUUCUGGAUGUAAUCUAAGAAGUCUUUUAUUGUUAUAAUUGUAAUUCGGGAUACAGAGCAGAAACGUGAUUAGGAGAUAAGAUUCUCUCUUAGGAGAUUGUCUGAAAUAAGGGUAAAUAAUUAAACAUGGUGACUUUGGACUCUCUCAACAUGGAAUCUAUACGGCUCUGUCUAUAUAUAUAGCACAUUAUUUAUAAAUAUGGCAUUCAAAUCCCACCCUAAUGUACAUAGACAUAUUCUGCAUUCCUUUGAGGAGUGGGUAUUGCUCUCUGACUGCAGGUAUUGAAAACUACCUGAGAUUUUUUGAAUUUAUCUUGCUGAAUGUAUGGCAGAGGGGAGUAUAAGAGAUCCUUUAAAUCAAACCUUAUUUUUGUACAGUCAAGAGGUUUCUAUUUGAACUGACCCCCCACCCCCUCCCCUUCCAUUUGCAGCACUGUACAGUCUGUAUAUCUGCCUUCCUGGAUUCUUGGUACAGUAUUUUUUCAUUUGUGGGACCUAUUUUUUGUUGAGUAGUUUGAAACUAUAAAUAUAAAUAUAUAUAUGUACUGUACAAUCUGUAAAGUUUUUAUAGAUUAAUAAGUAAAAUAUUCAGCU
Molecule: messenger RNA, 5080 nt
Organism: Lepisosteus oculatus (spotted gar)
Lineage: Eukaryota; Metazoa; Chordata; Actinopteri; Semionotiformes; Lepisosteidae
Gene: cdyl
Product: chromodomain protein, Y-like
Cellular component (GO): nucleus
Molecular function (GO): transcription corepressor activity
Source: RefSeq, a predicted model, not a curated record